GAGUGCGACACCCAGGAACCACACCACAUGCCAACACGGAAUCUCGUCCGAAACAGCCUUCUGCCCUACCCAAGCUCGCCAAGUUACAAUCACCGCCUACACGAUGUUGGCCCAUUUGUACCUCAUCAGGAGAGCAAGCAUGCUACAUUUGCGUAGCCAUUUUGCAAUCUUCAAGAUCCUAUCUUUUUCCCCCUUGAUAUGUAAAAUACAAUACAAUUGGGGGUUGUGCCGAUGCAGUAGUCACUGCAUUGCCUCUUCUCCCUUGCUCUUGCUGUCUUCCGACCUGAAUACCCUCCAACCCGAACGGAGGAAAGUCCAACCCAGCCUUACUGGCUCGCGCGGACUCCUCGUCAUUGCUUUUGUGUUUUGUGCGGCACGCCUUCGAGUUUGCCCUGUCUCGGGCUUCGCAGGCAGUUUUCCGGUCGGCGGCAGAUAGAUUAGAGCUGAUGCGCCUGUUACAAACUUCAAUCCAUGCGU
Molecule: messenger RNA, 477 nt
Organism: Canariomyces notabilis
Lineage: Eukaryota; Fungi; Ascomycota; Sordariomycetes; Sordariales; Chaetomiaceae
Exons: 3
Coding region: 104-436 (110 amino acids)
Source: RefSeq, a predicted model, not a curated record